Messenger RNA from Melanaphis sacchari, 2225 nucleotides. RefSeq names its product plexin-B2-like. NCBI's taxonomy places the organism in Eukaryota, Metazoa, Arthropoda, Insecta, Hemiptera, Aphididae. Gene Ontology annotation, biological process: semaphorin-plexin signaling pathway. The record is from RefSeq and is a predicted model, not a curated record. Gene Ontology annotation, molecular function: semaphorin receptor activity. The transcript has 3 exons. Bases 723 to 2225 code for a protein of 500 amino acids.
UUUCGAAAUGCACGUGAUCCUUAAACAGAACUAUUAUUGUUAUUAUUGUAUUGAAAAUGAAUAAGUCGAUCGCCAUCUUUGGGUUUUAAUACACCCUGACACGUAUUAGUGUAUACCUACUUCUACCCGGGCAGGUACAAUACCUUUUAUGAAAUAACAAGGUACAAUGUACGAAUGAUAUGCGCAUACCAACGCAUUAUGUUUAAAAACGACCAAUCCGAAUAGUUUUAUAGUAUCAAGUCGAUUUAUGAGUAUUUGGAUUUUCAAAACGUUAUACAUUCUUAUUGUGUCCGUCCACAUUGUGUCUCUUCUUAAUGUAUAUUUGAGUGUCGCCAACUAAAGUAGCUAAAAACACGAUUUUAUCCUUCAAUAUUCGAAUAUAAUGGCUUAUUGAUAACUCUCCCCGUCUGGACAUCUAAUUGUGUCUGGGCGCCUUAAAUCGUCUUGGUGCUCGCUUGAUACCGACGAGUGUGGUCAUUCGAGUGUCGAGGUAUGAAGUAUACACACCUUGAGUGUUAUUCUUAGUAUAAAUGUUUCAUUUUUUGCUAUAGAAAAAUAUCUUACUAUGUUUAAUUUUUAUUUAUAAAAAUUAAUACUUUAUUAUUAACCCUCGUAUAUUUUGGUUUUUAUAACGUGUAAUAAAGAAGUCAACAUACAGAUUUGCUACUAUCGUUAGAUGAAAUAAAAACACCACAAAAGAGAAUAGUACAAUCUCAAGCAAUAUGGCUGACUCGACAAGGUCAAGAAAACAGUUUUGGGAGCAUUCAUCUACUCCUAUUUAUAUUCUAAUUGCAGUUACACUGGUGUUUGCGUGUAUAUCACACGUCGAUUCGUUCAGCCGCGAUGACGACAAGGGCGCGGUAAAUUGCUCGAGAUCGCGGACGUGCACGAAGUGUGCCGAAAGGCCGUUGUGCAGCUGGUCGCUGGAACGGCAGACGUGCGUGGACAUGACGCAGAAACCGGAACUGUUGAUGGUGAACGUCCGCGGCCACUGUCCGCGGUUGACCGCCAUCGACACGUUCGCCUACAAAACGCUGCUGCCCUUCACGUACAGGGUGAAGAUUUCGAACGACGUGAGCGGCUUCGUCAAGUACCUGGCCAAGACGAACGUCACGUGCACGCUGAAAGGCGUCAGGUUCAACGGUACGGUGAACGAGGACGCGGACACGAUCGACUGCGCGGCCAUAAGCAACGAACACCUGGGGUUCGGAAAUCAGCGGCUGAUGAUCUACCACUACAGCGUCGAGUUCGACGGCGUGCCCUUGCGGUUCGACGACGGCGUCAACAACUACUUCACAGUGUACAACACGCACUUCUGCAAAGUCGACUACAGGGCCAAGGACUGCGUCGCGUGCUCUUGGGAAUCGGCACGGAACGCGUUCUUCUACAAACGGUGUUCGGCGGGUAACGCGUGCACAGGCCUGUUCGAGUACUACGACCGGCAGAACACCACGGCCGAGGGCGUCCGGACGUCCGGCGGGCGAAACGACGACGACUACGACGACGACGACGCCCCUGCCGCGGAACAGCCGGCGGACGGAUUAUACGAACCGCCCGCGGACGCUUGCGGCCCGGACAUGACGAUCGAGUCGGUGGAACCGCUGACGGCGCCGUGGUCGGGAGGCACCACGCUGGUGAUAACCGUCAAGAGCCACGAGUUGCUGGCCGAGGGGCGAAAGGCGACCGUGACGGUGGCCGGACGCGACUGCGUCUAUCCGAAGACGGUCAACGGCGAGACCAUCACGUGCACGGUCGGGCCCCCGAAACCGGAAGACUUGGCCGCGGGCCCGGUGCGCGUCGUGUACGGCCCGCUGCGGCUGACGUCCGAUCAGACCCUCCGGUUCAUCUACCCCGAGCCGACCGCCCUGAGCCCGGCGUGCGGUCCCGUUUCCGGCGGCACCCUGUUGCGCAUCGCCGGCCGCUUCAUGGACGCCGGCAGCACGGUCACCGUGUCCGUGGGCCCGGCCAACGUGCCGUGCGAGCUGUUGGCCAGGCGCGAGGACCACGCGCUGUGCUUGACCGGACCUGCGGACGGGCCGUCCGCGGGCUCCGUCACCGUCGUUUUCGAUAAAUCGCUGAGGCGCACCGUCGGCGCCAACGACGUCAUCGCUCAGUUCGUGUACGCGGGCGAUCCGGUGCUGGACGCGCGACAGCCGUUCGCCGGCAUCGCUUCCGGCGGCACGUACGUCCCGGUGCGCGGCCGCCAUCUUCAGUUACGUAUUUAA